UGAUUGCGCCCUUAUCCUUUUUCUUUGCUUUCUUCCUUUUUUUCGCUUUUGUUUCUCUUUUGGGUUCUUCUUUUAUCACGCCUUUCUCCCCUUUCAUUCCUGUCGGGAAUUUCAGGCACUGGAAAUCAAUCUACCCUUCACCUGUCAUUCCAUUUCUUGACCAUUCGGCUCUUACCCUUAAAAAAAAAAAAAAAUCUAUAAUGGCGUAGUUAGUUCUAUGUAGAGACAAUAGAAAUGAUGAAAACUUGAAAAUGGAGCAGAGCAUGGGUUGGUGUAAUGAUUUGGUCUUUUACUCUUUCCCCUUUCCUUUCCCUUUCCUUUUCGGUUUGAAAGGGAGAAGGAAUCUCAUCCCAGACGCCCCCUGAGAUGAGAUUGAGGCGUCGCCAAUGCAUUCCAUCCUGCGCCUCUCUUCGCAGGGAUGAUGAGGAUGAAGGUUAUUGGAGGCGAAAGGGCAGACAUGAAGAGGUGGCAUGGGCACAGAAUUUUGCUCACGUAAUAUCACAUUCAGCUCAAUGUUUUUCUAAUGCUAUGGUUGGAUCAAGAUCAUGGAUAGGAGCACUACUUUAUCGUUAUGUCAAUAAGCGACAUGGAAAUGAUAGAUCUCUUGACUUUCCUUUGAGCCCUCUUCAGCAGGAGAAAAGACUGCAGCGGCUUCAAGAACGAUUGCAAGUGCCUUUUGAUGAGACUCGACCAGAUCAUCAAGAAGCUCUCAAAGCAUUGUGGCAGGUUGCUUUUCCAGAUACUCAUCUUAAAGGUUUGAUCUCCGAUCAGUGGAAAGAAAUGGGGUGGCAAGGUCCUAAUCCAUCUACUGACUUUAGGGGUUGUGGUUUUAUUUCACUAGAGAAUUUACUGUUUUUCGCGAGGACAUAUCCGGCUUCUUUUCAUAGGUUACUAUUCAAACGGGAUGGCAACCGAGCCACUUGGGAAUACCCAUUUGCUGUUGCAGGAAUUAAUGUAUCAUUUAUGUUGAUUCGGAUGUUGGAUUUGUGCUCAGUGAAACCCAAAUGUCUCCCGGGAAUAAACUUUGUGAAAAUAUUAUCAGAAGAUGAAGAAGCCUUUGAUGUACUAUAUUGUAUAGCAUUUGAAAUGAUGGAUGCUCAAUGGCUUGCUAUGCGUGCUUCAUACAUGGAGUUUAAUGAGGUAUUACAAGUAACAAGAACCCAAUUGGAGAGGGAACUGUCCUUAGAGGAUGUACAUCGAAUUCAAGAUUUACCAGCUUACAACCUCUUAUACCAAUAGUCUCUUCUGUGACUAACAUGUUAAAAGUCUUCAGGAACUCCCACUUGGAAUCACCAUAUCAAAUCUGCCUUGAAGCUGGUGCUACUUGGCACUGGAGGUCCUUAAUGGGAACAUAUAGAGUCUGUAUAAAGCACUUCGCAAGAAAAUUUGCAUACAGCCACAGUGCAUGCUGGUUUAAGCUCAACCUCUGCAUGGCCCAAAGCCAGCUCAAGAGAUUCUAUUGCCCCCUCUCUCUUCCCCCCCCCCCUCCCCCCCCUUUCCUCCUUUUGCUGUAAAAAGAUAAAUCAGGAAUAGGUAUCAUCAAAUUGGUGAUGAUUGCGUAGGUUGUAGCCCCCCAUGAAACAGAUGCUUUUAUGGAUUGGAUAGUCUUUUGACUCUUUACACGCAUCACGCUAUUUGUAUGAUCUGGGUGCGUUGUGUUCUC
Messenger RNA from Macadamia integrifolia, 1663 nucleotides. Its product is annotated as ELMO domain-containing protein B. The record is from RefSeq and is a predicted model, not a curated record. The transcript has 10 exons. The coding region runs from base 367 to 1239 and encodes 290 amino acids. NCBI's taxonomy places the organism in Eukaryota, Viridiplantae, Streptophyta, Magnoliopsida, Proteales, Proteaceae.